This is a messenger RNA of Odontomachus brunneus, 2383 nucleotides long. Its product is annotated as peptidyl-alpha-hydroxyglycine alpha-amidating lyase 2-like. NCBI's taxonomy places the organism in Eukaryota, Metazoa, Arthropoda, Insecta, Hymenoptera, Formicidae. Gene Ontology annotation, molecular function: protein binding; catalytic activity. The record is from RefSeq and is a predicted model, not a curated record. The transcript is spliced from 8 exons. Gene Ontology annotation, biological process: peptide metabolic process. The coding region runs from base 528 to 1631 and encodes 367 amino acids. Gene Ontology annotation, cellular component: extracellular region; membrane.
UUUCUCGUGAUACAGGUACAAUACAAAUGACGCUCGAUUCUUCAGCGUGAAACGUUCAUUUGAAUGCGGUGUUGACGAGUGUGCGUACCUGGGCCGGACAUUGCCACAGAUUACUAAGUUAUUGAUUACCCUGUGAAGAGAUAAAAACUCUGACGUCAACGGUUUCCAGGAUACGUCACCCAAUAUUCCUUCCCACUUUCCUGGGAUAGUGACCAGGACAUCUGCGCGCGACUAUCGAUCGGCGUCUACCUGUCGGAUUGCGCCGACGGGUCCUUCCUCGCGAUCCUAAGUCAGACGCAGUUGAUUUUAAGCGGUGCCGGGUGUAACAGCUGCCACUUAUCCAAACCAUCACACAUACAAUACAUGAACAAUUAAUCGAUUUUCCUCGAACUUGUUGCAUCAACUGCGAAGUUGCGCUCGAAAAUUGUGACAAUUUAAAUUCGACGGGCGCCUGCGCGUGCUAUCGAUUCAACCCUUCUCGGGUUGGAUACACUCAGCUGCGAGACUUACGAAAGAGAAGAGAAAUCAUGGCGGAUUGGUUCGAUCAGUUGGUGCGAUUUCUUUUGGCGUUUGUAAUAGUGUUAUUUAAAGGAGCCACGUCCGACAUCGACGACGAGGGCUUCAAUGAAAAUCAUUAUGGCAAGUUCGACGGACUCUACAACCCCUUUAUUGAUCAAUUUCCGGACUCUCACGAGGCACCGUUACAACCGACUGAAAAUCACGUCUGGCGAAGCCCCGAAAAUCUCGGCGAGAUUUCCGGCGUCGCCGUGGACCCGUCGGGAAAACUUGUGAUUUUUCAUCGCGCAGAUCGAGUAUGGGAUUAUGACACCUUCAACGAGAACGCGGAAUACCAAGAGAAGUACAAAGGUCCUAUUCGUGAUAAUGUCGUAUUGACAUUGGAUUCAAACACUGGUGAUAUUACUCGCGCUUGGGGAAAUCAAACGUUUUAUCUGCCUCACGGAGUUCACGUCGACAGCUUUGGAAACAUAUGGUUGACUGACAUCGCACUCCAUCAAGUAUUCAAGUACUCAGCUCACGGUGUACCCCGGCUAGUCCUUGGCCAAAGAUUUGAGCCUGGAAGUGAUAUGGAUCACUUUUGCCAACCUACGACUGUCGCGAUUGCACCAGGUGGCGAAAUAGUCGUAGCGGAUGGUUACUGCAACAGUAGAAUAAUGCUUUUUGACUCAAAAGGCAACCCCAAAUAUAGUAUCGACGAACAUUGGGUGUCUCUAAAAAUUCCGCACGCCUUGACAAUCUUGCCGAACAGGCAAGUGUGCGUGGCCGAUCGCGAAAAUUCGAGGAUCGUGUGCAUGAACGUCGAACUUUCCGGAGCGAAACAACAUCCCGAAUUUCCAUAUUCGAUUCAUCAUCCGCAUUUUGGCCGCAUCUUCGGUAUCGCGUCGUACCGUGGAAUCAUUUAUGCUGUCAAUGGCAUGACGUCCAGAAACAUACAAAUUAAAGGUUUCACAAUCGAUCCUGUAAAUCGAGAAGUAAUAGGAUUUUGGGGUCCAGAAUCUUCGGUUUUCCUGAGGCCCCACGCCAUCGCUAUAUGUCCAAACGGCACAGCUCUCUAUGUUUCAGAGAUCGGACCUAACAAAGUAUGGAAGUUUGAUCUAAUACAAACUCUGUAACAUAGGAGUUAAACGACUGAUAUAAGUAGCCGGAAUCUGUCAUCUAAUGUCUACCUGAUUCUAGAAGAUACCAAAAAUCGAGUUCUCGAAAGGCAACAAAAUCAAAUCCAUUCCUCUUCCAUUACCUCAUUAGCGAUACUGCUAUGUACAAAGUAUUUGGUAGCAGGUAUAAUCAAUGUUUAUGCUGAUAUUCAUUAUUGAAAACUAAGGUAAAAAAUUAUCUUGCUUUAGUUUUUGACAAGGAUAUCGUCUACUGAAUACUUUGUACAUCAUACAAGCGGUAUAGUUAUCCAGGUAGUACAAGAAUGUCCUUGAUUAAUCCAACAGAUAUCCAAAAAGAAUAUGGUGCAUAUCUCGUGGAUGUAUCCGACAAAUGUGUCAGAAAAGCUGGAUUUAUUUAGGAUAAUCUUGAGGACGUCUUGCACUAUCAAGACAGUAAAAGAAUUAUUAAAUGUGAAUCGCGUGUUAACUCAUAUUAUAUAACUCAUAGUUAAUUAAUUUAGAUAUUAACAUAAACCAAUUUAAGGGUUUUAUUUUAAAGAUAACAAAUGAACUAACAAAAUUAUUCAGAUAAAACGAAGUUAUAAUAUUUUUUUAUUUUUGACCAGAAGUUUCGUGCUCAAUGCAUUUCAAAUAUUACAUCUUAAUAUCCGCAUUUUAGUUAGAAAACAGUUAAACAUUAUAAGUUAAACAUUAUAAUUUUAAUAAAAAUAAUCUCCAUAGUUUAUAUAUAUAUAUAUAUAUAUAUAUAU